GAUCAUUCUAUAAUUUCUCCAUACUUUACUCUUUGCACCCACAAUAAUUUCCCUUCAGUUCCCUAUUAUUAGCAGAUGAGCAAGUGAUGCAAUUAUCUGCAUCUGGUCCAUAACAAUUAUUACAAGUAUAAUGGCAUUCUAUUAUAAUCGAUAGUCUUACUGGCACAUUACAAUUAACCAAGAUCAUAGUAUCCUUAUGGACAAAUGCACCUUGACAUAAUUAAUUAUCUAUAAGCAGGAUCACAAGAAAGACAACUAUUUUCUAAACUCCCUGAACACGUUAAACAAUUAGAAUGGCAUAUUUGACAUUCCAAAUUGAUAUCGUCACUAAAAUAAUGUGAAUCAAUGCAAACACAUUUAAAUGGCGUACCCACUCUAUCUGGUUAUCUGGAAAUUGGACAAAGACUG
Paramecium octaurelia is the source of this 408-nucleotide messenger RNA. Lineage: Eukaryota; Ciliophora; Oligohymenophorea; Peniculida; Parameciidae. The record is from the annotation of a GenBank genome assembly.